GGUGGGCGUCCCAGCUGCUGGCUCUGCUCUUCUACCUCCGUCCUUUUCACCCCCCCAGGCCCAUUACUCUUUUUUCUGGGACCGCUGACUGGGCCGUACCUCGCACAGCGUCAGGUCCUUCUCCCCGGCUCCCCUCCCCCAGCCCCGUCGCUCCGCCCCCGCUGGGCUGGGCGACCGGGGUCAGGGGCCGAGCGGAGCGGGAUGUCAUUUAGUAUGGAAGAAGAUGAGUUCUUUGGAGAAAAAACAUUCCAGCAUUGUUGUGCAGAAUUCAUUAAACAUUCACAGCAGAUAGGUGAUGGCUGGGAAUGGAGAACUUCAAAGGACUGUUCUGAUGGCUACAUGUGCAAAACACAUUUUCAAAUUAAAAAUGGGACUGCAGUGUCACAUCCAGAAACAUCUGCCCAUGUGCAGACAUGUCUUCCCAUGGAGGAGGCUUUAGAGCCACCCCUGGAUGAUUCUGAAGUGACAGAGACCGACACGGCAACCGAAGUGAUUAAAUAUGAAUAUCAUGUCUUAUAUUCCUGCAGCUACCAAGUGCCUGUGCUUUACUUUAGGGCAAGCUUUUUAGAUGGAAAACCUUUAGCUCUGAAGGACCUAUGGGAAAGAGUUCAUGAGUGCUAUAAGACACGGCUGCUGCAGGGACCAUGGGACACAAUUACCCAACAGGAGCACCCCAUACUUGGACAGCCCUUUUUUGUACUGCAUCCCUGCAAGACAAGUGAAUUCAUGACUCCUGUGUUCAAGAGUUCUCAAAAAACCAAGAGGAACGUCAACUAUAUCACGUCAUGGCUGAGCAUCGUAGGGCCGGCUGUUGGGCUGAAUCUGCCUCUGAGUUAUGCCAGAGCUGCCUCUCAGGAUGCAUGAAAUGUCAAUGGACCAGGUAGAAAGAGAAGUUGGUGCUGCAUGUUUUGCCGUUGCAGAGAUCCUGGUGUCUCUCUUGCCCUCCUGGCACCACCAUCUGCUUUCGUCUUUAACAGGCUGGACAUUGAAUUGUUUGCCUAGUUUCCCAGCCAACCACAUUCCCAUCAUUUAGGAAGCUUUUGACUUUAUUUUAAUAACACUCACCCAGCCAUAGGGCUGGGUGGCUUUAUUUUAGAAUUGAUAUUCUUAAAACAAGCCUUUAUUGCUCAGUUAA
Molecule: messenger RNA, 1135 nt
Organism: Phacochoerus africanus (Common warthog)
Lineage: Eukaryota; Metazoa; Chordata; Mammalia; Artiodactyla; Suidae
Gene: ATG10
Product: autophagy related 10
Exons: 7
Coding region: 202-864 (220 amino acids)
Biological process (GO): protein lipidation; macroautophagy; protein modification by small protein conjugation
Cellular component (GO): intracellular anatomical structure
Molecular function (GO): Atg12 transferase activity
Source: RefSeq, a predicted model, not a curated record